CCAUCUUCCCCUCAUCUGCUCGCAAACACACGCGCGAUUUGAUGCCUUCCCACCUGGACGCCACCCGAGAUGCCUUCUGCACCGUCAACACCGCGGCGAGAGACGCCGUCGCGCCGUCGCGGCCGCCCGCGAGUCUCCACAGCCACCACGGCGCGAUCCAGCCGCGCCUCGGGGAGUGCGACUGAGCCUCCCCACAAGAAACGACGAUACGUCCCCGGCGGCCCAGGCGGCGGCGGUCGCUUCGUCGACGAGGACGGCACCGAGAUCCCGGCUGAGCCCAGCGUCACCCGCCCACGGGCCCCCGGACCUGCGUCCGGCGCCGCCUCGUCCACCCCCAAGCCCACCUCAUCCUCCUCCCAGAACCCUCUCGGCGCCUCGUCCGCCCCCGCUUUCCCCCGGCGGGAGCGCAGCACGCGAACACGGACCGCCACGAGCAGGUUUGAGCCCGAUGACGAGCAGUUCAGCUCGGCCGCUGCUAUCACCAGCGCCGUCAUACAGAGCGAGGGCUACAAGCCGCGCGAGGAGCGCGGUUGGGAAGAGUUCCACCCCAACCUCGACAUCGAGGCCACCUUUAUGGUGUUCCACGCAGAAGAUGUUGACGGCACUGCCAAGCCCGUGGCGCCGACACCAAAGCCGUCCUCUCAGACGCUCACCGUCGGCGCACCGACCCCGUUGGGUGCCUCGCCCCACAAGGAUCAGGACGAGGAUAACAAAACUGCCCAAGAUGGCGCCCCCGAGACUCCCGUGGACGCUCCGCCUACCACGCGGCGCAGGGUCGGGAGGCCGCCCAGGGACACAAACACGCUCUUCGGGGGCCGGAUGGACCUGUCCAUGACCCCAAAGGUUCCCAAGGUGCUCCCCAUCCACAACCAAACACCAAAGGAGCGGCUGGACCUCAAGCAACCUUCCUACCGCAACACGGACCGUAUAGCGCUGUUCGAAAGUAAGACUUUUGGACAGGCUCGAUACGUCGAGAAGUCCAUGAUGAACGUGGGGUACCAAGAGAGCGACAACUAUGUACGACCCGACCGGAUGCUCAUCAAAUCCGCAGACGCAAACGUCGACGAGGACGCGGAGCAGUCUUCUGUGGCCAAAGCCGAUGCCGGCUCGGGAGCCUCCCCCGCCAACGCGCUCGGUCGGGUUGAGUACGACAUGGACGAGCAGGACGACAUGUGGCUAGAGAAAUACAAUGAGCGCCGCAAGGAAGGCAGCCUCGAGACGAUAACGCGAGAGAUAUUCGAGAUCACAAUCACCAGGAUCGAGAAAGAGUGGCACGCCCUAGAGAAGAGGAUACCGAAGCCCAACCCCAAACCACCGCAGACCCACAGGCCGCGAUCGAGCUCGGCCGCGGCCGUGAACGGCGAGACGCAGGCUGGCGAGGAGCAGGAUAGUAAAUGCGCCAUUUGCGACGACGGCGACUGCGAAAACACGAAUGCAAUAGUGUUUUGCGAUGGCUGCGAUCUUGCCGUCCAUCAAGAAUGCUACGGCGUUCCCUUCAUUCCCGAGGGCCAAUGGCUCUGCCGGAAGUGCCAACUGAUAGGGCGGGGCAUCCCGACAUGCAUCUUCUGCCCCAACACAGAUGGGGCCUUCAAGCAAACCAACUCGUCCAAAUGGGCGCAUCUGCUAUGCUCCAUGUGGAUUCCAGAAAUAUCGCUGGGCAACCACACAUUCAUGGAGCCGGUCAUGGACGUGGAGAAGGUGCCCAAGACCCGUUGGAGGCUGACAUGCUAUCUCUGCAAUCAGCGCAUGGGUGCCUGUAUACAGUGUGGUAACAAGGCCUGUUACCAGGCAUUCCAUGUCACGUGCGCGAGGAGGGCACGGCUAUAUCUAAAGAUGAAGAACAGCCAAGGCGCUCUCGCUGUGCUGGAUGGCAACAUGAUUCUCAAGGCCUUCUGCGACAAGCACUGUCCAGCAGACUACACCAAGGAGAACAACGUGGCCCAGGCUACCAAAGCGGCCAAGAGGUUUUACAAAAAGGCCAUGAAGGGGAGGCUCUGGGCGGCGAGCCAAGAUUCUGCCGCGGAGCUCGCUGCCACCCACCGCCACGCCAUCCCCGACCACGCUGCGGAGGAGUCGCAGAUGACUGGCGUAAAGGUCAACGCGGUCCUAUCGGACAAGAAGAGGGGCCAGCCGCAAAAGUGCUGGUGGAGGCUGCCUUCUGGCGCCCCCGUGAUCCCCCUGGCCGUCCUCACCAACGUCGAAGGCGCAAUGCAGCGGUUUCCUUUUAGCAAGAGGAAAGAUUUCGUGGCCGAGGCCUGCAGAUACUGGACCCUGAAGCGUGAAUCACGACGGGGCGCGGCACUUUUGAAGCGCCUGCAGCUGCAGAUGGAGACCUUCUCAUCGAUGGAGCUGACACGGCGCAACUUUAGUGCCAUGGGGCCGUCUGGCAAGCCGAGACUGCAGAGGAGGAUCGAGUUUGCAAAAACGCUCCUCCGGGAUCUGGAACAGCUCAAGACUCUGUCGGAGGAGAUCGUGAAGCGCGAGCGUGACAAGCUGGAGGAGGCCGAGCUUCAGCAAGAGUUUGUCGACACGUGCUAUUUCCCUAUUUUCAAGUUGUUGUUACCGGUCAUCGAGAAGGCUAUUGCGCUCGACAAGAGCGUCUUCCAGGAUGGCCUGGCAGGACUACAGAGCAAACUUGAGGCACGAUACUACACCACGACGCUCUCUUUUGCACACGACCUGUGUGAGGUAAUCCAUGUUGGCAUCAACUCGGCCCCCGCCGCGUCAAAGUCGCAACCGGCCCAAACAGCCCCCGAACAUGCAGACACUUCGCCUGCCAAAUCCAGUGGCUUUUCGGAAGCCAGAGACCGCAAGCGACUGGGCAAGCGGAUGCUCAAGGCGGUCCAGCCGCACCUGGAGAAUGCACUACGCGCCGAGGCUGACAUUGCCAACAAGCCUUUUGAGAAUAUGGUUAAGGAAUUGGAGGGAAUGAUCGACGCAAGCGUGGAGCUGAGACAGGCAUCUAUCACCGUCUCCCAGGAUGAAGCACCGGUCGAGGCGGACCAGGACGUUGUCAUGGUGGAUACACUCGACGAAGGCCAAAUCAUCGUGGCCGGCCAGGGCGAGCAUGUGGUGACUCUUGUCGAGAACGAGGAGGACCCGUCCGGAGCUGGAGAUGGUAUGGAGGUUGACGAGGCAGUCGACCAUGACCCCGGCAGUAUCGUGGUUACGACCCACAUGGACAAUUCCUUGGCAAAGGCCAAUGGCUCCAUGUCGUCAACACCGUCAGUGGCAGACCAGGUUGUGCAGGUGACUCUGGACAAGAACGACAUGGUCAUGGCCAACGGCACCGUCAAGCCUUCAGACACGCCUCCUGCGGAUGGCGACUACAUGCCCAUGGCGCAGCCGGCGCACACGGGGCCGCUCACGCCGCCGCAGUCAAACGGCGGUCUUGGAGGCGGGGCGACGGACGUGCUGACCGACGGCGGGCUGCCUUGGUACCUCAAGGGCUUCAGCGUUGAGGGCACGUCGGCGGCCGAGGAGCAAUGGCCGGGCAGGGACGCCGUCCGCAGCCUGAGCGAGGACCUGACGGACAUGGACGACGAGGAGCUCAACGGGCUCGAGUUCGACGUCGAGGACAGCACCAUCACGGCCUCGCCCGUCAACCCGGCCGCCGAGGCGACGGUGAGCGCGUCUCUGGCCACCCCGUCUGCGCGCAAGAGGAGCGGCGGCGGCGCCAAGUUCAGGAAGGGGGUCAGGGCUUCGGCUAGAAGACGAUAGUCGGUGACCCAAGGCAGGAAAUUCUGGGCAGCAAAGGGGCCCUCCCUCUUCGCCCUUUUUUUUUUUUUUUUUUUUACUUCGUAUUCUUUUCGACUCGUUUAUUUCUUUUUCUCUGU
Messenger RNA from Gaeumannomyces tritici R3-111a-1, 3836 nucleotides. RefSeq names its product bromodomain containing 1. NCBI's taxonomy places the organism in Eukaryota, Fungi, Ascomycota, Sordariomycetes, Magnaporthales, Magnaporthaceae. Gene Ontology annotation, biological process: regulation of transcription by RNA polymerase II. The coding region runs from base 70 to 3720 and encodes 1216 amino acids. The transcript is spliced from 3 exons. The record is from RefSeq and is a predicted model, not a curated record.